Actinia tenebrosa (Australian red waratah sea anemone) is the source of this 1513-nucleotide messenger RNA. RefSeq names its product scavenger receptor cysteine-rich type 1 protein M130. NCBI's taxonomy places the organism in Eukaryota, Metazoa, Cnidaria, Anthozoa, Actiniaria, Actiniidae. Gene Ontology annotation, cellular component: membrane. The record is from RefSeq and is a predicted model, not a curated record.
AGACACAGAMGAAUCGCACCCAUCAUACUGAACAGUGUCCUAACACCAGUUGUAGCUCGUAAGCCCAUUUGAUCUCUUUCRUAGUGCAUGGUAGUAAAAGAGAUUUACUGAAUCAUCCAAAAAACAGCAGCUGACCAUUAUGGAAUGGUUAUCGGUAUAUUUGUUGGUGGCCUGUUUAGCCCAUGCAUUUGUGCCUCUUGACGCCGUAAACUCUAUUCAACUUCAGCCUGACACCGUUGGUACUUACACCGCCGGUAUCGUGCAGGUCUUUUACAACGGUCAAUGGGGAACAGUGUGUUAUGAUUACUGGGAUAUGAAGGAUGCCAAAGUUGCAUGUAGUCAACUUGGUUUUACCAAGACCUUAGGACCUUGGUACCACGGACGAGGAACGGGUAAAGUAUGGCUGACCAACAUGAGAUGUACAGGCUCAGAGGCCUUCCUUGGAAGCUGUACUCACAGCGGAUGGGGACAGGUUUCCUCUUACUGCAAUAGUCACAAAUAUGAUGCUGGUGUCGUUUGCGAUGGAAAAACAGGUGCAGGAGAUCCGAACAUACGUCUUAUACCUGACACUCGACUUCCAAGUAACACRGGACUUCAAGGAAUUGGAGGAAUCGUCAGAGUUUUUUAUAGUAACCAAUGGGGAACAGUGUGUCAUGRUGGCUGGUAUAUAGAUGAAGCCAAAGUUGCUUGUCAUCAAAUUGGUUUUACCAAAAUGGUAGGAUAUUGGUACUAUGGACAAGGGACGGGUAAAGUAUGGCUGUACAACCUGCAAUGUACGGGCCAAGAGUCCUCACUUGGAAGCUGUUCACACGAUGGAUGGGGAAGUGUUGCUUCUGGCUGCAAUGGCCACACAUAUGAUGUUGGUGUUGUGUGUUCCGGAUWUCAAGCUCGUGUACGUCUACAGGAUGGUUUAAAUGMUAACGAAGGUCGUAUUGAAGUCCAGUAUACCUACAACGGCACCUGGGGCACCAUUUGUGAUAGUGGCUGUGGUAUCGAUGAAGCCAACGUUGUGUGUAGAAUGCGUUAAUGAAGAUCAAUAUAUGUCUUGAGAUAUUGACAGUAUGGUAGUAAACGACUCUUUUGCAGAGCUACCUUUAACCAACUACAUCGUUAAUAAUGUUCAUGAUGCCUUAAAUGAAAUGUAAGUCAAAUGAAAUGUAAGCCAAGCAUUAUGCGAGUUUAUUGCUUAGUGUAGAAUAUUGAGCAAUCAAAUAAGUCAAAAUGGCAAAACAAUUAGAAUUAACGGAAUCACUGCUUUUGUGAAGUAAAGGUGAGAAUACAUAAAUUUUAGUAUCCUAGAUCCCAUUAAGAGGCAAUGUCCACAAGAAUAGAACAAAUUCAAGAAUUCGUGGCAAGGKUCAAAAAAUMAAAUUCGCUCUUCUUUUAAAGUUAGAUAGGCCAUUAUUAGAUAUGAAUCACUGGGUAGUUGGAAGCCCAAGAAAGAGACGCUCAAGAGGAGUGAAAAUGGACAAACUCUGAACAGUAACUGAAAAUUAAACCAUCUAUGACAAUG